Saccharomycodes ludwigii is the source of this 2121-nucleotide messenger RNA. RefSeq names its product F-box protein. The coding region runs from base 1 to 2121 and encodes 706 amino acids. Lineage: Eukaryota; Fungi; Ascomycota; Saccharomycetes; Saccharomycodales; Saccharomycodaceae. Gene Ontology annotation, molecular function: protein binding. The transcript has a single exon. The record is from RefSeq and is a predicted model, not a curated record.
AUGAAUGUUCCAAACACCAACAUUAUAAAUAGAGACAAAAUCAUAAAUGGCAAUGAGGUGAAGGAAGCAAUACCAUCUCACGAAUUUCCACAAUACAAUCUUAACAGCUUGAAAAGGAAGCUCUACGUUAAUGAUACAAAAUAUUUUACGCAACACCCAUCCAUAUUAUAUCUAAUGCCAUUAUAUUUUCAAAUUUCUACCGACUCAGAAAAAUCACAGAAAUAUAUUAACAACUUUGUAUCUGAAAGCAGUUGCGGUAAUAUAUUAAGCGAUGUGUAUGCUGGUACUAGAAGCAGUGGAAAUAUCUUUACUGGACUUCCAUUUGAGAUCAAAUUGAGAAUAGUACGAUAUUUAAACCAGUACGAUUUAAUUAUCUUAGCAUCUAUCUGUAAAAAUUUCCAUGCGGCUUGUAUUAUAGAAUUGUAUAAUUCAAUUAUUGUAGAUCAGAAUUAUUCGAAUUUAACACAUCACAGUCAAGCGCAAGGGUAUCAUCAUGGCACGUAUAUUAAACAACCAUACAGUUUUAAUAAGCUUUUAGAAAAUCUUCCGUUAUAUGGUCAUUUGAUUGAACACUUUCAGGUAAUUAAUUUACCAAGCAAUUUGCGUUUAAAAAAUGGUAUUUGUUCAUUAGAUGCUGCGUUUAAUAAUGAUAUUUUGUAUCACUUAGAUCAUGCAAAGACUAUUAAGUUGCCUUUAGAUGUUACUUUAAAUAUAUUUGACUGUGGUUGUCAUUAUGUGCUAGGAUACAGCGAUGCUAAUGAAGGAUAUGUUUAUCCAUUUUGGUCAUUACAAAAAUUAAGCUGCGGUAAGAUAACUUUCAUCAGCAAUACCAGCGGUCAUGAUCAUCAUGUUAAACCAUCAAGCUCACUGACUGUUCAAAGUUUGGAAAACUUGGAACUGACUAGUAUGAAAUCCUUUAUAUGUCUUAUGCGCAUUUACGAAAACAGUUUGUUUAAAACAUUAAAACAUCUAAAGUUAACUUUAACGGAAGAGAAAUACAAGAAUAAUAGUGGUAUUUUUGGCAUUAAAAAAAACAGGAAAAAUUUUUUUACACAAUCGUUGGAUUUUAAUUUACUUGAGGCGUAUAAUGCUACUGUCGAUAAUAACAAGACUAAUGCCACUAUUAAAAAUGAUUUUCCAACAGUGGUUAAAAUAAAUAAUAAAGAACUAUAUCUGAGUCAUUUAGGUUGCAGUUAUUAUGAAUUGCUUUUCUCCUUGCAUAAAAGACCAAGCAAUUUUACUAACUUGGAGACAUUUGAAUUGAAUAACACAUCAGUUUUACCCAAUGACGCUAAAUUUUUAAACAAAAUAUUGUCUUUGGAUAAAAUUAGAAAGCUCUCAUUAAAUAACAUAAGGGAAUAUUGUUUGACUCCGUUAGUACAUCUUGAACAAUGUACUGACAAUAGGUUUUUAAAAAAAAUUAAUUGGGAUGCUAUGAAAAAUUUAACUAUUUUAAAAAUAAACAUUCACGAGCCUUAUUUUGAUACCGUAGAAUAUGUUUUGGAUAAAACACUGAUAUCUGCUGACGGAGGUUUAAGGGAAUUGGAUAUUUCAAUGAGAUGGGAUGGGUACAAAGAAAAUAAUAUCUCUUGGAGCAAUAGCAAAUCAACAACUUUAGCCAAAUCUAUUAUGCAACAUCAUUGCACACUAACGAAGUUGUCUUUAGAGAUAAUUGAAAACCAAGAGGAUUAUUAUGAAUUUGAUAAAUUCAUUAACUUAGAAAAAUUAGAUGAGUUAAAGUUUUGGGAAGCUAUGCAAAAUUUAACUGGUUUAAAGAUAGAUAACAGGUCUUUUCCUAGUAACAUUGGUACAUCGAAAGCCCUUCUUCCUAAUUUGCAGUAUUUGCAUUUGACAGGUAAAUUUAGAGGUAAUUCCACUGGAUUUAAUUUCGGGUUGAUAAAUACUAGGACAGAUGAUACUUUUUAUGCAGAAACAAAUUACUUUCGUAAUUUAUCUGUAUCUUAUUUCAAAAGAUUUCCUUCAUUGUCGUAUAUAAAAUAUGGGGGGAAAUUGAUUUUUAAAAAAAACAGUUCCGUCGAUAGUACUACUGUGGAUGAUAAUAAUGGGAAUAUUUUAAUGUAUUCUGAUUGGUUUGAUGAGAAAAUACGUAUUUUUGUGUAG